Messenger RNA from Lichtheimia ornata, 867 nucleotides. RefSeq lists its product as uncharacterized. Bases 1 to 867 code for a protein of 288 amino acids. NCBI's taxonomy places the organism in Eukaryota, Fungi, Mucoromycota, Mucoromycetes, Mucorales, Lichtheimiaceae. The record is from RefSeq and is a predicted model, not a curated record. The transcript is spliced from 5 exons. Gene Ontology annotation, cellular component: cytoplasm.
AUGGAGUACAAUGCUAUAAUAGAUUCGACAAACCAGUCAUCCUUCUUCACCAGUGUAUCGUCCACACUGUCGUCAUGGUCGUCAUCAUUGCAAAAAGAGACCGAGCAGAGUUUCCCAGGCACUAUGAAACGCUUUGGUGACCUUACACAACUUGUACAGCAAAAGGCACGUGAAUUCCCAUCCAACAUUGCCAAUCUACCAAGUGCUCUUGAAGCCGAGCAUCAACAAUUUGUCAAGGGCAACCUUGUAUCAAAGAAUGGGCGAUCAGAGCUUGUAGCUCCAUGGCAAGGAUAUGGUGCAUAUGAAAAACGUAUCAAGCAGCGGGUAUUAGCAUUGUCCAAGGAUGAGCGUAACCUUACUAUCCCACCGCCCGAAGAUACGAGCUUCCAAUUUGAUAUCAAGGCAUACAGUCAAUCUGCUGCUGCUGCUCUGAAAUACGAUCCUGAACUAGCAAAACUGCGUUUUCGCCUUGUACCACAACAUGUGACCGAACCCACUUUUUGGAGAAAUUACUUUUAUCGAGUGACCUUGGAAAAGCAAGCAGCAUUGAGUUCUACUGAUAUUGACCCCAACGAUACUUCCGAGGAGCCCCAAGACGUCUUGUUUGAUUAUGCAGCUAGUGAUGAUGAGGAAGACAAUACAGAGCAAGAGAAAAAAUCACAACCCAAACCCGCCAUACAAAAGGAUCAACCAUCAGAGGAGAAGAAAGAUGAGAACAAGAAUACAGCUUCUUUGGACACAAAGCCUGACGAUCGCAACACCUCCUCAGAACCCAAAACAACAGCAACAACGACAACUGAAUCGAAAGAUUAUGAUGGCAUGGAAGAAUGGGAACGCGAGCUUAGGAAAGCAGCAGGAGAAUUUUAA